Messenger RNA from Alnus glutinosa, 5001 nucleotides. Its product is annotated as probable LRR receptor-like serine/threonine-protein kinase At3g47570. The transcript has 6 exons. The coding region runs from base 1 to 4989 and encodes 1662 amino acids. The record is from RefSeq and is a predicted model, not a curated record. Lineage: Eukaryota; Viridiplantae; Streptophyta; Magnoliopsida; Fagales; Betulaceae. Gene Ontology annotation, molecular function: protein kinase activity; RNA-DNA hybrid ribonuclease activity; protein binding. Gene Ontology annotation, cellular component: plasma membrane. Gene Ontology annotation, biological process: protein phosphorylation.
AUGAACACGAUUCAUUCCAUUACUGAUGGUGAGGGCCGGGUUCUGAGGAAUCCUAAGGAGACUCAAGGUCUUGUCGGUGUGGACUUUUGUUUGGAAAAUAUGGAGUCUCAUGUUACACCAGACAUGAAUGCUAGGCUUAUUCAACCUUUUCAUGAGGAGGAGGUCCAGUUGGCACUUUUUCAGAUGCACCCUUUGAAAUCUCUAGGACCGGAUGGAUAUUCUGUGGGUUUUUAUCAACAGUCGUGGGAUAUCAUUGGUUCCGAUGGUUCCUCUCCCACUCACGUUUCGGAUUACUGGCCCAUAAGUCUAUGUAAUGUGCUCUACAAAGUCAUAGUCAAGGUGCUUGCAAACCGGCUAAAACAUGUGCUACCUUCUAUUAUCUCCCCGGAGCAAAGCGCUUUUAUCCCGAGUCGUCUUAUAAUGGAUAAUGUUUUGGUAGCUUUCGAAACAUUUCAUACUAUGGAUUCACGGUUGAAGGAAAAGGAGGGCUUUAUGGCUUUGAAGUUGGAUAUGAGCAAGGCGUAUGAUCGUCUUGAAUGGGAUUUUUUGGAGGCCACGAUGAGGAAGCUUGGAUUUGCUAGUAGAUGGAUUCAUCUUCUAAUGUCAUGUGUUCGUACCGUUUCUUAUUCGGUACUUAUCAAUGGCCAACCUCACGAGUUCAUUGUGCCUACUCGCUGUAUCCGACAAGCAAAUGUCUUACAACCGGACACAAAGGUGUGUGAAUUAAUAAGUGUGGAGUCAAAAUGGUGGAACAUACCUCUAUUGGAACGUGUCUUCCCUGCGGAUUUAGUGGAGACCAUUUGCAACAUUCCCAUUUGCCCCUAUUUGAUUUAUGAUCGGCUGGUUUGGGCAAGCACCAAAACAGGACUCUUUUCCAUUCAUAGUGCCUACCAUCUUGAAUGUGAGAGGAGGACAAGAAUUCAGGGGAGUUGUUCUAAUGCACCAACUAUUAACCCAAUUUGGCAUUUCAUUUGGAGCUUAAGUAUCCCACGGUCGAUACAAUUGUUCAUUCGACAUGCUUGUAACGAGAUUCUACCAACCAAAGAGAAGCUUUGUCAUCGGCGAGUAGUGGAAGAUCCCAUUUAUCCAAUGUGUGGUAAGGAGGUAGAGUCGAGUUUUCAUGCACUUUGGAGGUGUCCAGCUGCUCAAACGCUCUGGGCUGAAUGUCCCACCCGUAUAAGUAAGUGCUCAUCCUCUAGUAAUGAUGUAUUAUCUUUGAUGGAUGCUCUGUUUCAACGGUUGGAUAGGGAGGAGAUGGAGUUGGUUGUAAUGGUUGCACAGAGGGUCUGGUAUCGCCAGAACAAGUUUGUGUUUGAGGGUUUGUUGACUCCUCCAACGUGUUCGAUAAAAUGUGCCAAAGAGUCUUUGGAUGAGUACCAUAAAACGACGAGCAGGAAUUCCAUCUCUCUUUCUAGGCCUCGGGUUCCAAGAUUAACACGAUGGUCCAAGCCUCCUGUGGGUUUUGUUAAACUGAAUUGGGAUGCAGCAGUUGAUCGUUCGAAGAAGAUGGUAGGGUUGGGGAUUAUUGCCUGUGAUUCUAGCGGAACUGUGGUAGCUUCAAUGUGUUCUUUUCACCCGUAUGUAUCUGAUUCCACUGUGGCAGAGGCCAUGGGUGCUCGUCAGGGAGUUGAGUUCAGAAGGUUCCUGGGUCUCCAAUCAGUGAUGUUAGAAUGGGAUUCUCUGGAGGUGGUUCUUGCUCUUCAGCAUGAAGACGUGGUUGACGGGUAUUACAGCAAUUUGGUUUUGGAGACCAAAGCUAUUCUUCAAGAUUUUAUGUCGGCUAUUGUUCAUCACGUGGGUCGCAUGGGAAAUCAAGCUGCCCAUUCUCUUGCACGACAUGCUGUCUCUAAUGCUUUAAACCAUGUUUGGUUUUCAUCUGUUCCUUUAUAUCUUUCAAGUAUUGGACGCAGACAGUACUGCUCUCGUCCAUCCAAUUCAAAAAAUAUAAUGCUUCCGUCUACCUUAUUAUUCGUCCUCAUAUAUUUCGACUCCAACUUUCUUGGAGUAGAGUCGGCCACUCCAAGUAUUGUUACAGACAAGGAAGCCUUAAUCUCAUUCAGGUCUACCAUAAGUCUGGAGCCUCCCAACCCUCUGUCUUCUUGGGACCAAAACUCAUCAUCUCCCUGCAAUUGGACUGGAGUUUUCUGUAACAAGCCUGGCGGGAGAGUGGUUGACCUUCAUCUUUCAGGUUUCGGACUUAAAGGGUCCAUCACCCCUCAUAUUGGCAAUCUCUCCUUCCUCCAUUCCCUUCAACUCCAAAAUAACCAAUUUACAGGAAAGCUUCCCGAUGAAAUUGGCAAUCUUUUCCGUUUGAGAGUUCUGAACAUGAGCUUCAACAGCAUAUCAGGUGUGCUGCCCUCAAAUAUAAGCCAAUUGACCCAACUCCAGACCCUUGACUUGAUGGGAAACAAGAUUACAGGAAGAGUUCCAGAAGAGCUUAGCUACUUGACGAAUCUCCGAGUCUUGAAGUUGGGAGGCAACCAUCUAUGUGGUGCAAUUCCAGCAGCCUUGGGAAACAUUUCGUCACUCACAGAAAUCAAUUUAGGCACCAACGCUCUUAGAGGCAUGAUACCCAGUGGCUUAGGCCGCCUUCAAAAUCUGAAGCUGCUUGAUCUCAGCGUCAACUAUUUGUCUGGCACCAUUCCUCCAUCAAUAUACACCAUAUCCUCCCUGGUUUCUUUGAGCUUAGCUUCAAACCAACUUUCGGGUGAAAUUCCUGGAGAUAUUGGGAUUAAACUCCCAAAUCUUUUAGAUUUGAGAUGCUGCCUUAAUAAAUUCACAGGAAAAAUUCCAUGGUCUUUGCACAAUCUCACCAAUAUAGAAAUCAUCCGCUUAGGAUACAAUCUUCUAGAAGGAACAGUACCGCCAGGCCUGGAAAAUCUCCCGUUUCUUAAAAUGUAUAUUAUUAGUUAUAAUAGGAUUGUUAGCUCGGGUGUGGGUGGUCUCAGUUUCCUUACUUCUUUGCAAAAUAGCACUCUCCUCAACUUCCUUUCCAUCGAAGGCAAUCUUUUGGAGGGUGUGAUUCCAAAAUCAAUAGGCAAUCUUUCUAAGGUUCUCUCAAAGUUAAUCAUGGGAGGGAACCGUAUUUAUGGUAACAUACCCGCCUCCAUUGGUCAUCUUACUGGCCUGGCUUUGCUAAAUUUGAGCGGCAAUUUGAUUUCAGGUGAAAUCCCACCUGAAAUAGGCCGGUUGGAGGAAUUGCAGAUGUUGGGCUUGGCCAAAAAUCAGAUCUCUGGCAGUAUUCCAAAUUCCCUUGGUAAUCUUCAAAAGUUAAACCAUAUAGAUCUAUCAGGAAACAGUUUGGUAGGUAAAAUACCCUCAACUUUUGGAAACUUCAAGAGUCUUCUUUUCAUGGACUUAUCCAACAAUAGGUUCAAUGGAAGCAUGCCCAAAGAAAUUCUAAGUCUCGGUAGUUUGAGCAUUGUUUUGAAUUUGUCUAAGAACUUUCUGAGUGGACCUCUACCUCCAGAAAUUGCUCUCCUACAAAGUGUUGUUACCAUUGACCUCUCUGACAACCAUUUGUCUGGUAAUAUUCCCAGCUCAAUCAGAAACUGUAAGAGCUUGGAGAAAUUAUUCAUGGCCAGGAACAUACUUUCAGGUCCUAUUCCGAAUACUCUAGGAGAAUUGAAAGGCCUGGACUCUCUCGAUCUCUCCUCCAACCAAUUUUCUGACUCUAUUCCUACCGAACUCCAAAACCUUCUGGUGCUUCAGCUCUUGAACCUAUCUUUCAAUAAUUUGGAAGGGGUAGUUCCAAACGGCGGAGUUUUUGGAAAUCCCUCUGAAGUUCAUUUGGAAGGCAACCCAAAGCUUUGCUUGCAUUUGGCAUGUGUCAAUUCUCAAGGUGGUGGAAGAAAGGUAGAGAAAAUUUUAGUUAUUACAAGUAUUCUUCUAACAUUAGUCCUAUGCGUCAUACUUGGCUCGGUGUUGUACAUAAAGAAAAGUAAAUCAAAGAUUACAAAAUCUUCUGAACUGCUGCAAGGACAACAUCAAAUGAUCUCGUACAGUGACCUGCGUAGGGCAACUGGAAACUUCAACCAAGAAAGCUUUCUUGGGAAAGGUGGUUUUGGGUCAGUGUAUAAAGGCUAUAUAAGGCAAGGAAUUCCCGUGGCAGUCAAGGUCCUUGAUCACACUGAGAGGACAAGCUCUUGGAAGAGUUUCUUGGCAGAGUGCGAGGCUAUGAGGCAUGUUAGGCAUCGGAAUCUUGUUCGAUUGAUUACAUCAUGCUCUAGCAUAGACUUCAAGAACAUGGAAUUUAUGGCUUUGGUCUAUGAAUUUCUAAGUAACGGCAGCUUAGAAGACUGGGUUAGGGGCAAGAAGAAGCACGCAAAUGGGGAAGCCUUGAAUGUUGUGGAGAGAUUGAAUGUGGCCAUCGACAUUGCUUGUGCAUUGGACUACUUGCACCAUGACUGCAAAGUUCUAGUGGUGCAUUGUGAUUUGAAGCCCAGCAACAUUCUUUUGGGUGAAGACAUGACUGCAAAAGUAGGAGAUUUUGGCCUGUCCCAGUUGCUGAUGGAAAGAACAGGCAAUCAACCUUGUAUCACCUCUACAUAUGCUCUAAAGGGAUCCAUCGGUUACAUUCCCCCAGAGUAUGGUUUGGGACAGAAACCAUCAACGGCUGGAGAUGUAUACAGCUUCGGGAUAAUGCUGCUUGAGCUCUUGACUGGGAAGAACCCAACGCAUGAGAGCUUCACUGAAGGCCUAAACCUAACCAAAUGGGUGAAGUCAGCUUUCCCCGCCAACGUGGUGCAAGUACUCGACCCUGAGCUGCUACUGCUUAUGAGCAACCUUUACCAUAAUGGCGAACCCAUAAGCCCUGAGAUUCAAUAUGGUUGCCUGAUCACAAUCCUUUGGGUCGGGUUAUCUUGCACCGCGGAAUCUCGCGAUGGCCGCAUUUGUAUUAGAAGUGCUCUACACGAACUGAAAUCUGCAAGAGAGACCCUUCUUAAAUCAGCUCCUAUUGAUUUGUUCGAAAAGGUUCAGGUUGAUUAGCAUCUGAGCAAU